GGCAGCUUCAGAAAUUCUCUGGAUGUGACUGUAGAUCUUCCUCUAAUUCUACAAAUCCACUGAAAUUGAGUGAGUGAUAACCACAAAAACAAAAACAACAACAAAAACAAGUUGUCACACUAAUUUAAGAAUGUGCACAACAAAGCCGAUUUAGAAAAGAACAUUAAAUUGCAGAGCAUGAUGAGUAGUCCGAUCAGUUAACUAGAUCAGUCGAAGGGUUUCGGUUGGGUAGAGCGCGUACAAAAUCUAUACGAGAAAUACAGAAAUAAAGCUCUGAUUGUGAUUCGUGAUUCGCGAACAGAUUGAAUGAAUUGACUGAAAACUGAAAACUAGAAUUAAAUACGACGAGUGUGUAAAACAGCGAAAAUAAAAAGAUUAUAAUUGUUUUUGUUAUUUCUUGUUUUAUUAUUUAUUCAUUGUGUAGUUUCACAAAUAUAAUAUUAAUUUAGUUUGUCGUUAGUCGCUUGUGUAUUUAGCAGUGAUAGCGCGAAACAGUCGUCAUAUUGAAGUGGAAGAGAAUUGCCUGUAUGCAAUGGCAUAUUUUGGGAUUUAUCAAUUGCAGCUUUUGGUUUGCGUGGCUCUGGUAGCAUUUUGUAUAGCUGAAACGCAAAUAAAUUUGUCACAAAUCAUCAGAGAUACACCGUUCAAUAAGCAUGUUACCCAACAAUUACAAAAUACUGGAGAUGAUCAAUCAGCUUUAGCGCAAAACACGCAAAAUGUUCCUUCAACAUUAAUACAAGGUACUACACUAAAUGGUCCUCCAGCACCUCCAACACAUAAUGUUCGACCACAAUUAAAUCAUAAUGGUCGUCCAGCACUAACACAGAAAGGUUCUCCAGCAUUAACGUAUUAUACUGAUCCAGCAAUUACAACAAAUGUAGUACAAAACUCAAAACCAGUCUCACCGCCUGUACCCCCACCGCCUGCGAUCUCACCGCAACCAUCAGCUUAUCCUCACAGUAUACCAUCAAAACCGUACGAGCUAACAUUAUCAGAUAAAAUAGCUUUGAACAUCCUCGGAUUCGCAAAUGACAUUGGACAACAGCUAAACAAUAAUGCGUACAGUAGCAAGUGUGAGGUGUUCUCUCCGUUGAGCAUAAUGUCGGCGCUCGCAUUAUUGAUGCUUGGCGCUAAGGGCAAAAGUUAUCAAGAACUGGCAGCUCUGUUUGGUAUUUACUAUGACGCCGAAUUUGCUCGCGAUACUAGCAAAUUUCAUGACGAGUUCGCGCAAAUGCUUGAAGACCUUCAAUGGCCAGAUCAGUACUCACUUCGCGAUCGCCUUAACGCCGCUUGGAAGAGUACGGGUUCAAAUUCACGUAAAAAGCAAUCAAACAACAAUAAGGCAAACCGGCCCACGGAACAUAUAAUUCGAGUUGCAAAUGGUUUAUUCACACAAAGCGGAUAUAGCUUAAAUCCAGAUUAUAGCAAUAUUGUAAAAUCAGUUUACCAUUCGGAAUUAGAACCCUUAGAUUUCAAUGGUAGAUCAGGAGAAGCACGUAACUUCAUUAAUGCAUGGGUCAAUAGCAGAACUUUUGGAAAAAUUCGUAAUAUCGUACAUGGUGAUUUGCCGAAAGAUACAAAUGUUAUUAUUGCAAGUACGCUUUACUUCAAAGGCUUCUGGGAGACACCGUUCUUUGCUGCAGUAACAGUUUCUGACGAUUUUUAUCCAGACGGUCCAGAUGGCCCCAGUGUUAAAGUACCAAUGAUGGGUACUGGUGGUGUUCUGCCAUUUUAUGAUGCUGUUGAAUACGACUGCAGAAUUAUUGGUUUACCAUACGUUGGUAAUGUGACAACUAUGUAUGUGAUACAACCGAACUAUUCGACACGUCUUAAAUUGAGACAAUUCCUAUCAACAUUAGAUGCACAAAAAAUUGAAGAUAUGAUCUCAAGAAUGACAUUGAAGACAGCAGUUCUUGCCUUACCAAAAAUGCAUUUUUCACGUAGUCUAAAUAUUAAGGAUAUGCUUUAUCGCAUGAAUGUAAAUGAUAUAUUUGUGAGUGGUCAAAGUGAUCUCUCAUUGAUCAGUAAUGAUCAGAUUACAUAUUCUGUAUCACAACAACAGACUCCAACCAGUCAAGUACAAAGUCAUGUACAAUCCAGUGUACCACAACCACAACCAGUAAGGGAUAAUAAUCGAAAUACGUUUGUAUUUAGCCCAACUGUAGAUAAUGGAAAUGGAAAUUCCGGUUUGAUUCGUAAUGCGAAACAAAACUCCAGACCUAAGAGAGAUGUUGCCGAUCCUAAAAUUAAGCGUAGUUUCGUUAAUUUAGAGACUGAACGCAAUACACAGAGAAGCACCAAAUCAAAUCUAUUCGUAGAAGAUAUAGUACACAAGGUAGAUUUCGAUGUGAACGAGUAUGGCACAGAAGCUGCUGCAGCCACUUUAACAUACCUAAGACGUUCCGGUACUGAUGUACACUUCCGCGCAGAUGCACCGUUCUUACUGCUUAUACGGCAUGAUCCAACAAAAUUACCACUAUUCUAUGCUAUCAUAAACGAGCCGGAAUCUUAAACAGCCUAGCUUAGUAUUUAAUUAUAUACCAGCAACAUAAUUGACAUGUUGGUGCUUAUGUGCUUUAAACUGCAUUUAACUCUUUCCCAAUAGAAAUUCACUGUGUUAAUUUAUCGAACAAAUUUUGUUAAGUUUUUAUUUAUAUAACUUUUAUUUAAAUAUAUUUUUCGCGAUUAUUAGCUCGUUAAUAAUGUAAUAUUUUGUUAAGCAAAGCAUGACAAAUAUUUAAAUAUACAUAUAUAAGUAUGUACUAUGACUUUAAAUAUGUAGGUAUAUAAUCGUAUAAUACUUUCAACUGCAAGUCUCGAAUUUUAGAAACUCUAAAAUAAUAAACUAAAAUA
Teleopsis dalmanni is the source of this 2853-nucleotide messenger RNA. It is a transcript of the gene Spn28Dc, whose product is annotated as serine protease inhibitor 28Dc. The record is from RefSeq and is a predicted model, not a curated record. The coding region runs from base 533 to 2512 and encodes 659 amino acids. NCBI's taxonomy places the organism in Eukaryota, Metazoa, Arthropoda, Insecta, Diptera, Diopsidae. The transcript is spliced from 2 exons. Gene Ontology annotation, molecular function: serine-type endopeptidase inhibitor activity.